This is a messenger RNA of Centropristis striata (black sea bass), 642 nucleotides long. RefSeq names its product protein dachsous-like. Gene Ontology annotation, cellular component: plasma membrane. The record is from RefSeq and is a predicted model, not a curated record. Gene Ontology annotation, biological process: homophilic cell-cell adhesion. The coding region runs from base 70 to 642 and encodes 190 amino acids. The transcript has 6 exons. Gene Ontology annotation, molecular function: calcium ion binding. NCBI's taxonomy places the organism in Eukaryota, Metazoa, Chordata, Actinopteri, Perciformes, Serranidae.
AGCUGUUGGUCUUUAAGUCGUUAUUAUAUCUUCUGCUGGGAUCUGUCUGGACUUCAUGCUGAAUAAAACAUGCUCACAUUGGUGCUGUGUGCAUCGAGCGGUAGAUCAGAUGUUCAUGUGGUCCAUUCCUCACAAUGCUCCCAUGAUGCUGCAGGAGACAUUGAGGUGGUGAGCGGGAUCACAGCAGGGAGCGGCGUGAAGCUGGUGCCCUAUCUCUUCUCUCCCCACCUGGAGUUCCUAGAGCUGAGCUUCACUCUGGGAGACACCAGCGCCACCGUUCGCACCAAGAAGCUGCUGGACGCCGACAUGCUGUCUGCAAGUGACAGCACCUUGUAUUACUCCGUAAUGUGUGACAGCCCCCAGAAGUUCAACAACACUCGGACGCUGAAAGUCAACGACCUCAAUGACAACGGGCCAAUUUUUCCACAGGAGACCUACAGCAUUGACGUCUCUGAGAUAAAACCUGUGGACAGCGUGGUUCUACAAGUGACGGCUGUGGACGCAGACAGCAGCCCUGCAAACAACCAAGUGUCAUAUUCCUAUGUACCAGCUUCAGAGGACUUUAUUUUGACCAACUCAGGGGAUUUUAUUUUGAAGAGACGUUUGAACUACAAUGUUGCCCCGAGGAUAACUGGGGGUUAA